Molecule: messenger RNA, 3305 nt
Organism: Spea bombifrons (plains spadefoot toad)
Lineage: Eukaryota; Metazoa; Chordata; Amphibia; Anura; Pelobatidae
Gene: CMTR1
Product: cap methyltransferase 1
Exons: 25
Coding region: 254-2782 (842 amino acids)
Biological process (GO): 7-methylguanosine mRNA capping
Cellular component (GO): cytoplasm; nucleus
Molecular function (GO): methyltransferase cap1 activity; nucleic acid binding; protein binding
Source: RefSeq, a predicted model, not a curated record
GACAGGGGAAGGACCCCGCUGCAGCCUGAGCAGUGAAGUAAACAGAGGAGAAACGAAACUGCAGAGCGGCGUCUGGAGAGCGGAGUCUUUACGUGCAAACUGCCCCUACACACCGGCCCCUGGGAACUCGGAAGUUGCCAAGAUGUUGGUGAAGUCCUGAAAGAGCAAGCUGAAGAUACUUGUUGUCCGCCGCUGACCUAGGGGUGGUGAAUAUUUGUGGAGCUGCCCAGCAUCCCAUGAGCAAUUGCUGAAAAUGAAGAGGAGAGCUGAGCCUGAGCCUCAGAGCCGACAGAAGAGGCGUAUUGAAGAACUUGGCCUUAAUCUGAGCUCAACUUCAGAUGAUGACACCCAGUACAGCAACCAUGGCACUCAAGGUGGGUCUGCCUGCAGUACCAGCUCUGACAGUGACAGCGAUGAGAAGCGGCCCGUGUUUGGGUCUAUGGCUAAAGAGACUGGAUCUGAGCCCCUGGCAGAAGGGUCUUCCUCCCGCUACUCCAUGUUUAACAGCGUCUCCCAGAAGCUUAUGGCUAAAAUGGGUUUCCGCGAAGGAGAAGGUCUAGGAAAAUUUGGCCAGGGCCGAAAGGAAAUUAUCGAAACGUCCAAGCAGAGGGGCCGCAGGGGUCUGGGGCUGAUCCUAAAAGGCUUUGAGAAGGAUUUAAACGUGAACUGGAGGGAUGAGCCUGAGGCCACGGCUUAUGAGGAGGUGGACUGGUUCCCAGAAUGCUCUACAGAAAUCCCAGAUGCUGAUGAACUGUCCGAUUGGAUGACCGUGGGGAAGAGGAAGCUAAUCAUUGACGAUGAGACGGAGUUCUGCAGGGAGAAGCUUCUUCACAGCCUCCUGGACUGCAAGAGUGCAUUUGAUGAGCUGGAAGGGGAAGAAAUGAGGAGAGCGAGGACGCGUUCCAAUCCCUACGAGAUGAUUCGUGGCGUCUUCUUCCUGAAUCGGGCAGCCAUGAAGAUGGCCAACAUUGACCACGUGUUCGAUUACAUGUUCACCAACCCGAAGGAUGCAGAGGGGAAACCGAAGCUGAAGGACAGGGACUCGGAGCUGCUUUAUUUUGCGGAUGUCUGUGCCGGCCCCGGGGGCUUCUCGGAGUAUGUGCUAUGGAGGAAGAAAUGGCACGCCAAGGGCUACGGGAUGACCCUGAAGGGGCCAAACGACUUCAAGCUUGAAGAUUUCUACUCUGCAUCAAGCGAGCUCUUUGAGCCGUACUACGGUGAGGGGGGGGUGGACGGCGACGGCGACGUAACGCGCCCUGAAAACAUCACGGCUUUCCGCAACUUCAUCCUGGACAACACGGAUCACAAGGGCGUGAACUUCAUGAUGGCUGAUGGGGGUUUCUCCGUUGAGGGUCAAGAGAACAUACAGGAGAUUCUCAGCAAACAGCUGCUUCUGUGCCAGUUUCUGGUGGGGCUCUCCGUGAUCCGGACAGGGGGUCAUUUCAUCUGCAAGACGUUUGAUCUGUUCACCCCGUUUAGCGUGGGUCUCAUCUACUUACUGUACUGCUGCUUCGAACGGAUCUCCCUCUUCAAACCGGUGACCAGCCGGCCGGCGAACUCCGAGAGGUAUAUUGUUUGCCGCGGCCUGAAGACGGGGAUCGAGGACGUGCGCAAUUACCUGUUCACAGUGAACCUGCGGCUCAACCACCUGCGAAACAGCGACCAGGAUGUGAACUUGGUGGUCCCGCUGGAGGUGCUGAGAGGAGACCGCCAGUUCUUUGAGUACAUGGUCCGGUCCAAUGAGAGGUACUGCGAGGUUCAGAUAAAAGCUCUGGCUAAAAUCCACGCCUUUGUUCAGGACUCGACCCUGAGUGAGCCUCGGCAGGCCGAACUACGGAAAGAGUGCCUGAAGAUGUGGGGGGUCCCCGACCAGGUCCGAGUGGCGCCAACCAACAGCGAUCCGAAGACCAAGUUCUUCCAGCUGAUUCAGAGCCGGGACAUCGAUGUUUUCGCGUACAAGCCGACCCCGCUCACCACGAAGACCUUGGAGAAGCUGAGCCACGUGCUGGAUUACCGGUGCAUGGUGUCGGGGAGCGAGCACGUCUUCCUGCUGGGACUAGGGCGCUCUCAGAUCUACGCGUGGGGAGGGAAGCCCUCGGACCGCUGGACCAAACUCGACCUGAAGACGGAGCUCCCGCGGGACACGCUCCUGUCUGUGGAGAUCGUCCACGAGCUAAAGGGAGAGGGCAAAGCGCAGAGGAAGAUCAGCGCCGUCCACAUCCUCGACGCUCUGUUUCUGAAUGGGAUGGAUGUUCGGCCGCAGCACUUCAACCAGAGGAUACAGCUGGCAGAGAAGUUUGUGAAAGCCGUUUCUAAACCAAGCCGGCCUGACAUGAACCCCAUCAGGGUGAAGGAAGUUUACCGGCUCGAGGAAAUACAGAAGAUCUUUCUAAGGUUAGAAAUGAAGAUUAUUAAAAGUUCCGGCAGCUUCCCCCGGCUCUCCUACACGGGAAGGGACGACCGACACUUUGUGCCCUGGGGGCUUUACAUCGUGAAAACUGUGAACGAUCCGUGGACAAUGGCGUUCAGCAAGAGUACCAAUCGGAAAUAUUUCUACAACAUAAAGACCAAAAAGUCCAUAUUUGAAGUUCCCGUGGAGUCGAUUGCCCCGUUUCACGUCUGCUACUUCGAGCGCCUCUUCUGGAACUGGAAGGACGAGGCGCACAUUCAGGACUCCCGGAAACAGGACCCCGACUCCGAAAAGCUCUCCAAAGAAACCGUCCUGAAUUUCAUCCAGAUGCACCAGCCCUGCGCUGCCUCCGGGGCCAGAGAGGAUAUAUAGCGGUGGCCCGGAACAUGGACAACAGAGACACGGAGAGUCAGCAGGUCGCUAACCGCCCCAGACAUUAUCACGGAGUGGCACAUCGGGGGGGACCUGCCCUCCUCCUUAUAGAGAGGCGCUCACCGCACUUUGGAUAAACGGAUUCAUUGCUAAAACAGCAGAUUUUCAUUUUUAGCUCCGACGUACCUCCAUCCAUUAUUUUUUUUUUUGGAGGGGGGGUGAGAAUCAUGAUUUGUUUUUAAUCCCCCUCUCUGUCAGCACAGAGAAAAGUUAUGAAAUCACCGGUAGCAGCAGAUCCAAAAUCAGGUAAAAUAAGAGCGGAAAACUUCAAACCGCCUCACGGAGCCCUGCUUUGCUUCAUCGUCAGACGUCUGAUUUAUUCCGCCCCCCCCCUCUAUUUCUAUUAUGUUUUGGAAUUUUGUGUCCUACAAAUGAUUUGGGUUCUGGAUUUUAAGGACCGGAUGGAAGCGAUCAAUGAUAUUGUCACAGAAUCCAGGCACUAAUAAAACCGCGGAUUACUGCG